This is a messenger RNA of Aspergillus alliaceus, 841 nucleotides long. RefSeq names its product NuoB/complex I 20 kDa subunit family protein. The transcript is spliced from 2 exons. The coding region runs from base 105 to 770 and encodes 221 amino acids. The record is from RefSeq and is a predicted model, not a curated record. Gene Ontology annotation, biological process: mitochondrial respiratory chain complex I assembly; aerobic respiration; electron transport coupled proton transport. NCBI's taxonomy places the organism in Eukaryota, Fungi, Ascomycota, Eurotiomycetes, Eurotiales, Aspergillaceae. Gene Ontology annotation, molecular function: NADH dehydrogenase (ubiquinone) activity; quinone binding; 4 iron, 4 sulfur cluster binding.
UUCUUCUUUUCUUUAUUUCCUUUCUUCAAUAACUCACACCUUCACCGACCCUUCAUCAACACCAGGGUGCUUAGGGCUUCAACGGAGCCGCAACGACCGCAAGGAUGAAACCCCUACAUAUACUACGUCGCCACGCAUGGAAAAAUCUCUCAGCCUAUACCACUUCAGCCCGUGAUACGUCAAACCUUCUAGCAUUCAGAACAGGACAAACCCGCCAAUCAUCAACCUGGAACCCACACACCGUAACCAAGCUCCCCACUCAGGAGCAGGGCAUCGCCCACACAAGAGAUGAAAAGACCGGGAAACUCCAACAUAUCCUAACAACAACCGAUCAACUCAUCAACUGGGCUCGACAAGGUUCUCUCUGGCCUCUUACCUUUGCCCUCGCAUGCUGCGGCAUCGAAAUGAUGCAUGUAUCCAUGCCCCGGUACGACCAAGACCGCCUGGGAAUAAUCUUCCGAGCCUCGCCCCGCCAAGCCGACGUCAUGAUUGUUGCGGGGACAGUGACGAACAAGAUGGCGCCUGCGUUGAGACAGUUGUACGAUCAGAUGCCGGAUCCGAAGUGGGUGAUCAGUAUGGGGAGCUGUGCCAACGGCGGUGGGUACUACUAUUAUAGUUACAGCGUGGUAAGGGGGGUUGAUCGGGUUGUUCCUGUGGAUAUUUACGUGCCGGGGUGUCCGCCAACGUCAGAGGCUCUGAUGCAUGCGAUUUUUCAGUUGCAGAAGAAGAUGAAGAGGACGAAGGUGACGAGGAUGUGGUAUCGGAGGUGAGUGUGUUUGUAUAUUAUCUGUGUAGUAUGUACAGUAAAGCCAUGGGUUUUGUUUAGACAGUUUUUAGUGGG